Molecule: messenger RNA, 3186 nt
Organism: Sinocyclocheilus rhinocerous
Lineage: Eukaryota; Metazoa; Chordata; Actinopteri; Cypriniformes; Cyprinidae
Product: latent-transforming growth factor beta-binding protein 4-like
Exons: 15
Molecular function (GO): calcium ion binding
Source: RefSeq, a predicted model, not a curated record
ACAUUGACGAGUGUUUGGAUGCGCUGCAGUGUCCCGGUCAGCAGUGCUUGAAUUCUCCGGGCUCGUAUAAGUGCGUUCCCUGCAGAGACGGACACAGCAUGCAGAACGGACGCUGCUCAGACAUUGAUGAAUGUGCGAGUCCUCACCUGUGUGGGCCGCAGAGCGUGUGCGUGAACACAGACGGCUCGUACCGCUGCGACUGCUCUCCGGGAUACAGAGCGGCCGGGCCGCGGCGCCAGUGCCGAGACAUUAACGAGUGUCUGGAAGGAGAUUUCUGCUUCCCGAGCGGAGAGUGUGUGAACACGGACGGAUCGUAUAAGUGCGUUUGCGCGCAGGGCUACAAGAGCGCCGCUAACGGGACGUCCUGCCAAGAUGUGAACGAGUGUCUGCACUCACUCAGAGGGAUGUGUGGAUCCCAGCGCUGUGAGAACACCAUCGGCUCGUUCCGCUGUGACGCGUCCUGCGAGCCCGGAUACCACAUCACCGCCUCCGGAGAGUGUGUGGACAUUAACGAGUGCGCUAACGAGACGGUGUGCGGACAUCACGCCUUCUGCCAGAAUCUGAUCGGCACGUAUCAGUGUCUGUGUGACCAGGGCUACGAGUCCACCGGCGACGGACAGAUGUGUGUGGACAUAAACGAGUGUGAGACGAUGCAGGGUGUGUGUGGCUUUGCGCGCUGCUGGAACGUCGAGGGCUCGUUCACGUGUGAGUGUGAGAACAGACAGGAGGAAUUCGACCCGCUCGCAGGCCAGUGUGUGAACAGAGACAGCGCAGGUCGGUCGGGGCCGUCUGGCGGAGACUCCUCUUCCUCAGCCGGCCACGGUUCGUCUGGAUCGUCCGGCUCUCUGCCGCAGACUCGACCUGGAGAAACGAGAGAGUGUUACUAUGGCGUAUCUGAGCCGUACUCCUGCAAGAUAUUGGCCCAAAACACCACGCUGCAGGAGUGCUGCUGUACAGCGGGACAGGGCUGGGGCCUCAUGUGCCAAUAUGACGUCUGUCCCGAGACUGGAACAGCGGACUUCCAGUCGUUGUGUCCCAGUGGAAGAGGGUACGUCACCAUGGAAACGGGAGCGUUCAGCUACAAGGAUGUGGAUGAGUGUAAGCUGUUUGAUCCGGAGGUGUGUAAAGGCGGCGUGUGUGUCAACAACAUUCCCGGCUAUGCCUGUUACUGUCCCAGCGGAUUCUACUACGACACGGAUCUGCUGGAGUGCAUCGAUAAUAAUGAAUGUGAGAGUGAGGAGACCUGCACUGGCGGUCAGUGUGUAAAUACACUGGGAACGUUUUACUGUACGUGUGAGCCCCCUCUAGUGCUGGACGACACACAGCGCAACUGUGUCAAUGCAAGCGGCCUCGCUGAAGAUGAGAACUUAAAUUUCUGUUGGCGUCACGUCACAUCUAGUCUAGUGUGUCAGAGCCCUUUGUUAGGAGCUCAGCUGACCUUCACUGAGUGCUGCUGUUUGUAUGGUGAGGCCUGGGGUCUGCAGUGUGCCCUCUGCCCCCGCAGAGAUGAAGAGGCCUAUGAGGCCCUGUGUAAUGAGUUCGGUCCUCCUCCUUACUCUCCUCGUUACUACGAGCGCUUCGGCCCGGGGCUCCUGCCUGGAAGAGGAGGAUACCAUCCACCGUACAGCCCCCCAGAGUACCCCGAACCCCUGCCGGGACGCCCAGACUACAUGCCACCAGAUUAUGAUGACUACAGUCCUGUGGGAGCGAGUGGACAGCGGUCGGGGCUGAGAGGCAGAACGCCCAGCUCAUACGGACUCCCAGACGCCCCCUACAGGCAGCCGGCCACAGGUGGAAGUCGUUACUAUGAGGAGGACGAUUAUGAAACCGCGCCCGGCCCUCCUUUCGGCAUCCCGGAUCCUCGCGGCGAGCGGACGUUCGACUCGCGACCCCUGCCGCCCCGUCCGGAUGGGCUUCCGCUCAGCUUGGCCCCGUUUCCGGAAAACUCCCCGUACAGCGAGGCAGAGGAGGCGGAGUCAUGGAGAGCCCCGCCCCCAUUCCCAAUGUUUCCUGAGAGACGGGAGGGACCACGACGAGUCUAUGAGCGGAGAUAUGAAUCCUACGGGAGUCUGAGUUCAGAAGAGUGUGGCAUUGUCCACGGCUGUGAAAAUGGCCGCUGUAUCCGCGUGGAGGAAGGUUACACGUGCGACUGUUACGACGGCUAUCAGCUGGACAUCACUAGCAUGACGUGCAUAGAUGUGGACGAGUGUGACGAUGAAGACACGCUCGACUGCGUGAACGCUCGCUGCGUGAACACGGAGGGCUCGUACAGGUGCGUGUGUCUCAGGGGCUUCAUCAUGUCCCGAAGACCCAACCACUGCAUCCCGGCUUGAUCGAGGACUGCAUUUAGAGACUUACUAAUUUUUUUUUUUUUCCUUUUUCCGCCACGUUGCUGUAAAUGGUUUAUUUUAUGACUUUAUUUACAAUACUUGUGUGUAUAUAUCCAAAAGUCUAAUACUGAAGCUUUACACACGACAUACACACACAAGACUCAAUACUGUUGUGCUUUACUUAAAGCCUUUAUGUAUAACGCAUUAUAAAGGUAUUUGUAACGUAUGUUGUAAUGCAUUGCAUUUAAAUAAUUGUAACCAAAUGCAUUCUAAUAUUUGAAGGUUUGUUUGCCAUGCAUUAUCCUCCCUAAAGGUGUGUUCAGUGUAUAGCUAAGUAUUAUAAUGUGUUAUAACUGUGGUUCGUGAGAUGCAUUACAAGACAUAAUGAAUGCAUUAAAACUACUUUUAUAAUGCAUUAUAUAUGAAGGCUUUAAGUAAAGUGUUACCAAAAAAUUAUAUAUUAAUGUACUUUUUCAUUGGUUGGACACUGGCCAGAUGAGCUUUAAUGUCUUGUCAUAAAUAUCUGCAUAAACUAAUGUUUUUACUCAGAUUUCAUAUUUAUGUAUUCAUAUCAAUGAAGGCAAUUCCAUGUAUACUAUAUAUAAAUAUAUAUAUUUUUGUCAUAUGUCUGAGAAUUUCACCACGUUACUAUUUGAUACUGUUAAAUCUGUUUUUCUGUCUUUCGUCUGUUAGAAACCCCCAUGUCACGUAACACAAAAUGCACUGUAUUUGUGGGGGAAAUGCAGUCGUGAACUGCUAUUGUACAUUUUUAAGACAUCUCAGAUGUUUGUUACAUAUUUUUAUAUGUACGUUUUUGAUAUCUUCUGUGCCGUUUGGAAAUAUAUUUGCACACACU